This is a messenger RNA of Galendromus occidentalis (western predatory mite), 1389 nucleotides long. RefSeq lists its product as uncharacterized. The coding region runs from base 211 to 1389 and encodes 392 amino acids. The transcript has 8 exons. The record is from RefSeq and is a predicted model, not a curated record. Gene Ontology annotation, molecular function: rRNA binding; ribosomal small subunit binding; GTP binding. Gene Ontology annotation, biological process: ribosomal small subunit assembly. Lineage: Eukaryota; Metazoa; Arthropoda; Arachnida; Mesostigmata; Phytoseiidae.
ACGCCGGACACUCGAUCGAUCAUCAAUCGCUAACUGUCGAUCCCGUUUUGGAGGCACUGCCGGUAUUGUGUUGUGCCGAUGAUCAGCUCCAUACCGCUGACUUCAGGAAAGAGAGCGUAAAAAGCCCGCGCGAUCCGCCGUCGAUCUAGCUGAGAAGAAAACACUUGACAAUCAAUUCUUCCUUUUUCGACUGAUAUCCUCCCUUUGAGGAUGCCGACCAUGUCGAGCUUACUCCAGAGCAUCAAGCUCGUCGCGCGAGCUGCCAACACUAGCGGGGAUGAUCGGGCGAAAAAAGAGACAUCUUCCUCGUUUUUCGACAAGGAAGAUGAAAAAAAUUGUCGAAACAUGACCUUCGAAGAGCAGGUGGUCUAUAAAACGCAGAAGAUGUAUCGUGAUCCGGAAAACGGUCUGUGUGCGAUUUCGCGGGAACUGGGUGCUCCGGAGCCCAUGGUGCCUGAGCGAAAAAUCAACAUUCUCAUUAUUGGGAACCACUCCUCCGGGAAGUCUACUUUCAUCAACUGGUAUGUCGGCGAGAAGAUCCAGAAGACGGGGGUCGCGAUGGAGACGUCCAAUUUUACCUUCGUGUGUCACGGGAGACGACGUGAAACUCUUACCGCCGGCACCAUCCUGAAGCUUUUCCCGGCCCUGCAAGCAUUCGAGAAAAUACCUGGCGCGAUGGACCAUCUUUCGGGUGAGGUGAGCACCUCCGCCAGUCAUCGAUUCCCGCUGGUGAAUUUCAUCGACUCUCCGGGGAUUGUCGACGGCAAUCGGUACAACUACGAUUUCGACCGAUGUCUCGAGACCUGCGCCGAAAUGGCUGACCUUAUUUUCGUGUUUUUCGAUCCACAUGGUCAGGCUCUUUGUCAAAAGACUCUCUUUCAUCUCGAACGGCUCUGCUUGACUCAUCCUACCAAGUUGACGCUGUUCAUGACGAAGUGCGACACGGUGAACGGCGAGCACGACCUCGUCAAAGUGACUCAGCAGAUCUCUAGAGAGCUCGCUGGAAGGCCCGAAAUUGCACGUCAAGAGCUAUGGCUGACUCCGAUCUACGUGCCAGGACACUCCGAUAACCAGCCGGCAGGAUUGAACAACCUCCAGGCAUCACGGAGCCUCAUUGACAAAUCGAUCGCUCGCAACCUCCAAAAUAAAGUUCUUGGCAACAUCGUUCACCGGUGCGACUAUCUGGAAAAGCUGAACGCGUACGUCAUUUUCCUGGCUUUCCGCUCCGCCUCCCCGCCUACCGACGCUCUCGUCGACCUUCCCACAACCCACCAGUUCGGUGGUUCCUUUCUGAUUCGUUGCUCAGUCAGUCAGUCAUUUCCUUCGUCGGCAUUGAUUCUCCUGUCUUUGUUUCCUUCCCGGAGCUCCGUACACCUUCCUUCCACUUAA